UGCCAAACGCCAUAGCCAACAGCCAACAGCCAAAGCCGAUCCGGUGUAUACUCUGUGCGGUGCGGUGGUCAAAGUGUGUUCUUUUUCUCGCCUCCCCACUUUUUUUCUUUCUUUCUGAAUUAGUAGCUUUUCUCCACUCUUGCCUCGCAGAGGCUAUAUAAAUAAGCGUACAGAAGUUAUUACUCCGAGUCUCUUUGAACUAAAUGAAGCGGUUGUAUCUUCGUCGUCAUUUUUCUAUAUCUUCGCUUAAUAAAAAAAAUAUAUAUAUAUAAAUUAAAUAAAUUUAUAUAGAAAAUUACAAUUAUUCUUUAUUUCCCCUUCAAAACAAUUUAUUAUAAUUUUGUUCGAUAAAAAAUUCGGCACAUAUUUAACACAACUAAAUCAAAUGGAUAUUUAAAAAAUCACAAGGAUAUAACAAGGAUAUAAAAAAAAUAUUACAACAAUUUAUUGUGAACAACAAAAAUUAAUUAUUAACAAUUUUAUUGUGCAGUGAGAAUUUAUGAAUUGUUUAAAAUAAAAAAUAAGUGGACGAAUAAUUGUGUUUAUAAAAAAAAAAUCCAAAGGAUAACAAGAAAAAAAGCCGGGAUUUUAUACAUUUUGUGGAAACAAUUUUUUUGGAUUUAAAAAAUUAAAAAUAACCACUAUUUGUUUAAGUGGUAGAAUAAUUGUGAAAGGACUUUCCAUCAUGACGAGGAGACGUUCGAGUCCGCUGGGACUCGAAUUAGUUCUGUCGGUGGUGUUAGCACUGGUUGUGUUGCCAUUAUUGUCGCAUGGAGCUCCAGUUCAAGAAUCUCAUGAUCUACAAAAAUACUCAGAAGGAUGUUAUUACAACUACAACCAUUACAGUGAAGGUGAUAGAAUACUAACAAAUGAACCAUGUCUGAAUUGUACGUGCCACAACAAAAUGCUCAUGUGCUACCUGCGAGUUUGUCCAUUCACAAAACCAAUCGGUCAUGAUUGUACAGUUGAAAAACGUGAAGAUCAAUGUUGUCCAAUUGUUACAUGUCCUGAAGUCCCAGUAGAUAUUGCACAUCAUAGUCAUCAAUUGACAACAAGUGCACCAGGAACAGAAUUAAGCAUACCCGAGAAAUACGGAUGCAGUAUUGAUAACAAAUUUUACGUUGAAGGAGCUCAAGUACCAUCGAAUCCAAAUAAACCAUGCGAACUGUGUUAUUGCAUUAGAAAUCGUACUUCAUGUCUUAUGCAAGAAUGUACUUUACAUAUUGAUGGAUGUCAACCAAUUUACAAUAAAGGAUCAUGUUGCCCGGUCAGAUAUAAUUGCGAUCAUGAAAAUGAACUUUUGGAAAUUGAAGAUUUCUCAACAACAACAACAACUAUCCGGCCAACCGAAGGAUACUUGCUGCCAUCAACAACCAGCCCAUCUGUCACAACCGAUUGUGUUCACAACAAUGAAGUUUAUGCUGAUGGAGCCUCGAUUACCGGCAAAAACUCAUGCGAACAUUGUUACUGUAUGCGUGGUGAUAUUGUUUGUGCUGUUCAAGAAUGCGAAAUGCCAACAUUGGAAUCUGGAGCCAAAACUUGCCGUGCUCUACCACCAGCUGCUGGAGAAUGUUGCCCCAGCAAUUAUGUAUGUGAUGAUGACAGCGUUAGUGUAACAACCGAAGGAGGAUUAAUGACUGAAGAUAUAGCAACAACUAUUACACCAAUAGUUCAGAGUAAUCUUCAUGAUUCUGUAUCACAAGAAGAUGUACAAUUGCAAGAACAUAUUGACGAUAAGAUUGCAGUUACCGAAUUGCCAAGUGAAGACACUGAAGAACAAACAGUUCAAAGUGGUCAGAAGGAUGAAAUUGUUCCAACAACUAGCUUACCAAUUGCUGGUGAUGUUGCAGAACCAAGCGAAGAAGAAGAAGUAGAAGAUAAGGUAUCAGAAGUUGAAGAAGAAGAGAAACCACAUUUGACUUCAACCAUAUCAGCUAUCAAAGAGACUAGUUUCGAAACGACACAGUCACCAAUCGAACAUAGCACAACUCAUAAGACUGAAGAAGUAGAAGAAGAAGGUAUUGAAUCUAGUCAUAAGGACAAAGAAGAUCAAUCAACACAAGCACCAAUUGAAGAUGAAAUUAUUAAUGUAGAAAAGGAAGAAGAAGAAGACUCUACAAAGGAUACAACAACUGUUUCGCCAGUUGUAGGUGAUAUACAGAGCACAGAAGAUGAAGAAGUAUCUUCACCAGUUGAAAAAACUACAGCUAGUUCAAUAGUUGAUGAAGAUCAUAAGGAAGAAGACGAAGUUACAUCAGUGCCAUCGAAAGAAAACGAAGAUAAGCCAGUAGAAGAUGAAAGCACUGCAUCAACAGUUGAAAUUACCAAACCCGAAUCACAACCUGAAGAUGUCUUAGCAACAACAUUAGGUUCAGUUGAAGAAUCUGAAGAUAUGGAUAAGAAAUCAGUAACUGAAGCUUCACCAUCGGGUGAAACUGCUUCACAAACAUCCAUGCCAUCGAAGACGGACAUUAAACCUGAAGAAACUUUGCCCGAAGAAGAUUCCGAAAAGGUUGACGUAACGACUGCAUUACCAGAAUUAGAAUCUGAAAAUGUAUCUUCAUCAACAUUGGCCCCAGUUAAGGAAUCUGAGGAUGUGGAAAGUACAUCAGUCGACAGUCAAUCAGAUUCAUCAACAUCUGCUCCAUCAAAGGAAAAUAUUAAACCUGAAGAAACAUCAUCCGAAAGUGGAGACUUUUCUGAAGAAUCUACACCAAGCCAAGGAGGAGAAAUUCAAGAUAAGAUUGAUGAAGAUGUUUCAGAACCUUCUUCGGCAAUUCCUUCAAGUUCUCCAACAUACGAAAUGAUUACUGAAGGUGAUAAUGGAGACAUUAGUAUGCCAGAAAUUGGAGACCACAAGACCGAAUCUGAUUUGCCAAAGAAGAAACCAAAGGAUGAAUUAGAGUCAGUUGAAGAUAUGAACAUUCCAUCAGAUGUUACAAAGGACGAACUUCCACAAGGUUCAAGUGAUGCUACUACUGUUUAUCCAGCUUCUGAUAAGUUAGAUGAAGAAACUUCAUCAUCAAAACCAUCAGAAGAAUCGAUUGAAGAUAAGCUAACAACCGUUAAGCCCAAAACAGAUGAAACUACUCAAGCCACAACUGAAGACAAACCCGUUCUUGAAGAAGACGAAAUUCCAGCUGUUGUUGAAGAAAUUACAGGAACAUCCAGCAAACCAUUUUCUGGAGAUAUUUCUGACGAAAUUGAUACAUCUUCACAAACAACCGCACUUCCAAUUGAAGAUGAGGUUAAGGAAAGUCAAGAUGAGAAGGAUGAACAACUAUCUACCGAAGCAGCAAUUACAGAGAAACAGAAAACAACAACUGGUCGACCAAUUAGAAUUCAUAUUGCCGAUGAAGAAGAAGAAUCUGCAGAAAUUACAACAAAGGCUACAGAAAAAGAUGAGUCUUCAACUUCUGUACAUUCUGAUGUUGAUUCAAUUCCAUCAGUUACAGAGAAAGAAGAAGACAUGGAAAUCUCCACAUCAUCUUCACCAACUGCUAUUGAUUCUGAAAAACCAAGUGUUGAAGAUGUGCAAAUUAAGGAUGAACAAGAUACAACAGUGAAAUCACCAUCAUCUGCUGAUGAAAGUGAAGAUGCUAAACCAGAAAAGGAAUCUGAAGAAUCAUCAACGCCGGAAGAUGAAGUUUCUGAAUCAGUAACCAUUGCUACAUUAGGUUCUAAGGCACCUGAAACUGAAGACAAAGAAAGUGAAGAUAAACCAGAAAGUGAUGUAGGAGAUUCAACAACUGCAAUUCCAUCUGUUGAUGAAUCAGAAGAACCACAUUUCGGAGAGGGACAAGACGUUGUACAACCAGAACACAAAAUUGAAUUGACUACUAUUGCCCCUGAAGCAGAUAUUUCUGAAGAAGAACAAAAGAAGAAACCUGAACAAACUUUGACUGAUUCAACAACUAAACAACCUGAAGAUGAAGAAUCAAUUGCCGAAGAAGAUGUAACAAAGAGUAAGCCUGUAUACGAUGCUACUGAAAAACCUGCUGUUAUUGAAUCUGAACCAACAAGUGUUGAAGAAGAUAGUGAGAAGCAGAAACCAGAAGAAGCUAUUGAUUCAACGACCAUUUCUUCAGAAUCUAAACCUGAAAUUCCAAGCAUUGAAGAAGAUGUCAAACCAGAACUUGGCGCAAGUGAUCAAAUAACUACUGUUAGUCCUGCCGUUAGUGAAUCUGAAGUCUCAAGCGCUGAAGAAGCAGUUACUAAAACUUCGGAAGAUCAAAUUUCAAAGGCAACAACAGUAUCUUCAGUAUCAGCAGAAGAUAAAAUUAGUGAAAAAGAACCAAGCGUUGAAGAAACAGCGGCCACAGUUAGUGAGAAGGAACCAACUAUUGAAGAAAAAGCCACCACACCUUCAUCCGUUGAAGAUUCUUCUGUUGUCACUCAACAAAGUGAAAUUGAGAAGCAACCAGAACAAGGCAUUUCUGAAGCAACAACUUCCGUUCCAUCAAUUGUUGAUGAAUCAGAAACUUCCCAAAAAGAAGAAGGCGAAGAACACAAAGAAAAACCAACUAUUUCUGAGGGUGAAACAUCUUCUUCUGAUGAUUCAACCACAGUUGCUCCUUCUGUUGAUAUUUCAGAUGAAGAAGUGAAGAAGGAUGAAGUAUCUGGUGAUUUGACAACUGUAUCUUCAAUAACUUCUGAUGAAGAAAUCAAAAAACAACCAGAACAAGGUAUUGAAGACUCUGCAACUACGACUCCUGAAAUUUCAACUGCUAGUGAUGAAGAGAUAAAAAUACAACAACAAACAACUAUCAAACCUCUUCUAGACACUGGAUCUUCAAUUACUGAAAAGGAAGAUAUUCCAAGUGAAGAGGACUUAUCAACCCGUGCACCAUCAACAGCAACAGAUACUCAACCUGGUCUAGUUUCUGAUGAAAAAGAAGAUUCUACGACUUCUGUUCCCAGCAAAGAAAUUGUUGAAGAACAAGAAACAAUCGAUCUUCAAACAACUGCUUCACCCAUUGAACAUACCGAUAAGGAAUCUUCUGAACCAAUCGACACAUCUGAGGGUGAUAGCGGAAUUCCUCUGCAUGAUAUUAUUCCAGCGGCUAUUCCUGGAGAAGGCGAUUGCUUAGCAAAUGGUAAAACAUUCUCAAACAAUGCAUCAAUUCCAACAGCUAGCGAAUGUGAACUUUCGUGUACUUGUGUGAAUAGUAUCGUUGUUUGUCAACGAGUUCCAUGUUAUGAACCACCAACACCAAACAAUUGUGUCUUGGAUGAGGCUAGCACUGACAAAUGUUGUCCACAGUAUAUUUGUGGUAUUGACAGUUUUGCACCAGGUCAAGGACCAACUACUCCUGAAGAAAUUGAAGAUGGAGAAAUUCAAUUCACUACAUUGGCGCCAACAAAGAAAUAUCCUGAAAUUUCUACAGAAUCGGUAGAGUUGACACAAAAACCAGAAAUUGAAGAUGAACCAAUCAGUCAAACUGAAUCUUCCAAGACUGAAAUUCCAGCAACUUCUGAUGAAAGUACAACACCUUCGUCUGUUUACUUUGAACAACCAAUUGUGACUCCACAAGAACCUAUGUCUCAUGUCAAGGCCGAUGAAGCAUCAACUGAACAAGCUGGUGAAGACAUAUAUGCUGAAGAUUCAACAACAACUAAACAACCAAUUACUGCUAAACCAACAAAGCAAGUCACUGGUGAUAUUGAAGAAGAGCCCAUUGAAGUCACUUCGUCGAUACCAGAAUAUGGUGCUUCAUCAAAGAAACCUGAAGCCAUUGACGAAGAAGAUCAAAUUGCUACCGCUGCUCCAACUCACGAAGAACAUCCAUCUACUUCAGGUCCAGUUGACAAGAAGCCUGAAGAAGAAAUUGUUGCUGAAGAAGACCAAACUGCUACAGCUGCUCCAACGCACGAAGAACAUCCAUCUUCUUCAGGUCCGGUUGACAAGAAGCCUGAAGAAGAAAUUAUUGCUGGAGAAGAAACCGUUACUAAGUCUCCUAUUAGUAUGGAUGUUUCUGAAACUGCUGCAGUUACUGAAGAUAAUCUUGAGAAGGAUGUCACAACUGUUCAACCUAUUAAGUCUGAACCAAGCACCGAAGCACCAUCAGUCCCAGCAGUUACUCAGACAGACGAUUCAGCACAAAGUGAAGAAACAACUGAAAUUUCUGAAGAAAGUUCUAACGAAUCAGGAGAAGAAACUGAUUCUGAAGAAAUUACUAAAUCUCCAAUUAAGGAAGUCGAUGAAGAAAAAGAAGAAGUAGAAAAAACUACUACAUCUAAACCUUUAGUAUCGGAACAUGUAGGUGAUAUCGAACCUAUUGAUGAAAGUACAAACAUUCCAGAAAUUGAUAUGGUUAAACCAGAAAUGCCUGAAGAUCUUUCACAUACCAAGGUUGAAGAUGAAGGUCCAUCACCACCACAUAAAGAAGAAGCUACAAAACCAAUUGAAGAAAGUGAAGAUGCUGGAGAGAAAAUCUCCACAACCACUUCUAGCACAUUUAAAGAGAAACCAUCGAAACCAAUUGACUCUGGAGAAUCUGAAGAAGAUCAAGGAAGUGAAGAAGCUAUUGAGAAAGUUUCUACCACUACUGCUAGUACUAUUAAAGAGAAACCUAUCAAACCUACCGACUCUGAAGAAUCUGAAGAAAACCAAGAAAGUGAAGAAGCUAUUGAUAAAAUUAUCACAACUCCUGCUACUACUGUUCUUACACGUGUUGAACCAAUUGAAGACGAUUUACAUAAGGUUGAAAUUUCUGACAAAAAAGAUGAUGAGAUCACAUCUUCAGAAUCUCCAGAACAACAAGAACCAAUUGAAGAUCAUUUGGCUCCAAAUGAAGACAAACCUAUUUCUUCAACAAUCAAACCAGAAGAAGAAUCAGAUUCAGAAACAGCCACUGAAACGAAGAAAGAUACAAUUGAUUCUCAAACAAGUUCUCCUGUACCAGUUUCGGGUGAUGAAUAUCAAACUAUUUCUCCUGUUGUUGAUGAAGAAAAACCAAUCAUUCCAACAAAGGAAGAUGAAGAUAAGGAAGAUAUAACACCUUCCACAAGUAUUCCAUCUAUUGAAGAGAAUAUUAUUGAAGGAAGUGGUGCUGAUAUAUCAGAAGAAGAUAAACAAGACAAGAAAACCGAUGUGGUUAGUUCAACCAUUACUCCAAUUGCUGACCAAACUCUUGCCCCAGUUUCAAGUGAUGAAAACGUUCAUAUUCCAAGUCAUACUAGUGUCCCAGAAUCUGAUGAUCAUACACCUAGGGCUGACUAUGAACAAGAUAUUAAGAAGGACGAAAUUCCUAGUCAGACCAGUGCUCCAACAAUUGAAGAACAAUCAACUGAAAGAAGUGAAGACAAACCUGAUAUUGAAGAAGAUAAGGUUACUAGUCAAACCAGUGUUCCAGAUUUAGAAGAAGACAAUAAGAAUGAUGUAACUUCAGCUACACCCGUUGAAGAUGGAAGUGGUGCACCAAUUACAGAUAGCAAACCUAGUGUUGGAGAGGAAGAGAUUGUUAGUCAAACCAGUGCUCCAGUUAUCGAUGCCACUAUCUCGCCAACAGUUGAAGAAGAUUCAGUUGAAGGAAGCGGUUCACCUAUCUCAGAAGACAAAACUGAUGUUGAAAAGGGUGAGCUUCCAACUAUCCAACCUGCUACUUCAGAUUCCGACGAAGAAAUCAAGAUUGAUGUAACCACCUCUACCCCAGUCGAAGAGGGAAGUGGUGCACCAGUAUCUGAAGACAAACCUGAAGAUCAGAAUGAGAUUAUUAGCCAGACCAGUGCUCCAGCUGUCGACAAACCUAUUUCCCCAACUGAAGAAGAAGAAGAUUCUGUUGAAGGAAGUGGUGCACCAGUAUCUGAAGACAAACCAACUGUUGAACAGGAUGAGAUUGUUAGUCAGACCAGUGCUCCAGCUGUUGACACACCUAUUUCCCCAAUUGAAGGAAGUGGUGCACCAGUAUCUGAAGACAAACCUGAAGAUCAGGAUGAGAUUAUUAGCCAGACCAGUGCUCCAGCUGUCGACAAACCUAUUUCCCCAAUUGAAGAAGAAGAUUCUGUUGAGGGAAGUGGUGCACCAGUAUCUGAAGACAAACCAACUGUUGAACAGGAAGAGAUUGUUAGUCAGACCAGUGCUCCAGCUGUUUCUCCAAUUGAAGAAGAAGAUUCCGUUGAAGGAAGUGGUGCACCGGUAGCUGAAGACAAACCAUCUGUUGAUCAGGAUGAGAUUAUUAGCCAAACCAGUGCUCCAGCUGUCGACACACCUAUUUCCCCAACUGAAGAAGAACAUUCAGUUGAAGGAAGUGGCGCACCAAUUUCUGAAGCCAAACCUGGUGUUGAACAAGAUGAGAUCGUUAGUCAAACCACUAGUGCUCCAGCUAUAGAAAAACUACCGUCAACUUCACAACCAGAAGAAGAAGAUAAAAUUGAUGUAACUUCUUCACCAACGAGUGAAGAUCUUCCAAGCUCUGAAGAAGAUAUUGCAAACAAAGAAAAGCCAGAAAGUCAGACAACUGCUCCAAUAAGUGAAGAAGAACUAAUAACUCUUUCUCCAGUAUCUGAAGAUGAAUCUUCAUCCAUUGUCCCAUCUACUGUUGCUCCAAUUCUUGCUCCUAACCAAACUAAAUCACCAAUUGCUAUUGUCCCAUCUUCAGAAGAAGAAGGAACAGAUGAAGAACAAACUAGCAGUACUUUAGUACCUGUGAGUGGUUUAGAUGUCAAACCAACAACUGAAAAAGCCCCACAUGAAGAUGAAACAACAUCUGCAGAAGAAGAAAUUGUUUCUGGAACCGUUGCUUCAAAUGCUGAAGAUAAAUAUGAAGAAACCGAACUUCCUGAAGAUAAAACACCAUCUGUUUUGAUUGAAGAAAACGAAGUGGAAAUUGAUUUCACAACUCUUUCUACUGUUACCAAAGCUCCAGCUGGAUCUAUUCCAACUAAAGAAAUUGAAGCAAGUGAAGAUAAUGUUGAUGUUACAGAAGCUCCUUCAAAGGAAUCUUCAGGUGAAGACAAUUUGGGUGCUACAGAAAGUUCUGCAACUUCAGUUCCAGUUAAAACUAUCGAUGAAGACAAGGAAAUCACUGAAGAAGAUGCAACAAGUUCAACCGAUAUUCCCACCAAAAUCAUUGAUGAAGAAGGUGAUAGUUUGGAUACCACUAAGCUUCCAUCCAGUUCAACUCCUUCGGCAGCAACUGAGAGCAUUGAUGAAGCUACAAAACAACCCCAAACUUCUGACGAGUCUUCUUCAGUUGAAGGUGACGCUGUAUCUUCUGUUACUGUGUCUUCAUCUACUUCAGAUGAAGAAGUUAUUCCUCAGACUGAAGCACCAAGUAAAUCUGAUGUCGUACCUUCUGAUGAAAAAUUACCAAUUGCCCACACUGAUGAAGAUAGCUCAGAUGAAGAACAACACACUGACAAAACUCUUCUUCCAACUGAAACUGCUGUGCCAGUGAGUGGAACUGAAAGUCCCUCAGUUGGAUCUGAAAUUGAAGAUUCUGAUAGUGAAGACAAAUUAGGCCAAACCGUUACUAAAAAACCAGAGUUAGUGAGUGAAGAAAGUUCUACUAAACCAUCAAAGGAUGAAAGUGAAAGCUCAGAUGCAACUGUAAUGCCUGAAACCAUUUCAAGCCAUGAAACCAUGCCACAUCAAAGUAAACCAGAAUCUGAUGAUCAAAUUUUGAUUGAAGACGUUGCAACUGUUAAACCUUUAUCUGAUGUGAUUCCAGAUCAAACUGAAAGUUCUGUUGAUGAAAAGAAACCUUCUCAAACAACCCAAACUCCAGCUGUGGUUGAUAAAACCGAAUCUGAUGAAAAACCAGAAUCAGUUGAAGAAGAAUCGACUGAAGACAAUGAUAGCAAAACACCCAAGCCAGCUGUUGAACCUUCUGUUUCAUCUGAGGAAGAUGUAUCAUCUGAAGACAAUAAACCAGAAGAUAUUAAACCAAUUGCUCAAACCGAAAGUCCCAGCACAGAGACAGUUGAGAAAGAAAUUUCAUCAAGUAAACCAAUUGAAGAUCAAACCGAAAAGAUUGCACCUGCAACAGAAUCUGAAGAAGAAGAAGAAAUUAGUACUGGAAAACCUGCUGAAGAAAUUAUUCCAACAAAAUCUGAUGAACAAGAUGUUGUUAAAGUUUCUUCAACUGUUGCUUCAGUUGAUGAACAACCUACAACAUUAUCUUCAAUUGAUGUACAUCCUGAUUCUGAGCAAAGUUCUUCUACAGACAAAUCUGAAGAAGAAGAAAAGGAACAUACUGAAGCACCAAAAGAAGAUAAUAAGGUUCAAACUGUUGGCGAAUUCGUAACAGAACGUGCUGAAGAUGCAACAACUGCACUUCCAAUCGUUAUCGAAGAUAAGGAAUCAAUCCCAGAACAACCAAUUUCACCGCAAUUGCCCGAAACAGUAACGUCAUUACCUGAAGAUGAAGAAAAGGAAAAACCUGAAGCACCAGUUGUGACCGAAGCACCCGCAUCUGAAGAAACUGAAGAUCAAACACAGGUUCCCGAAGUUCCACCACAAGUUGUUGUUGCAGAAGAUGCCAAACCAGAAGUUCAGAGUUCAACAGAGGAAUCCGAAGAAAAAACCCAAGCACCUGAAAUUACAUCCGAUAUUUCAGAAGAAGAUCAUAAACCUCUUGUUCCCGAAACAAGUUCAGAAAGUUCAGACGAAAAGACACCUGCUCCUGAAACUCAAACAGAAAUCACAGAAGAAGAUCAUAAGCAACAUGUUCAGCCAACUGAAGGUGCAAUUGCAAGUUCGUCAACCGACAAACCAAUUGUACCAACAAUUGAAGACAAAAUUGACUCAGAUAUUCCCAAACCAAUUGACACAGAUGAACAACCUAUUUCGGAAGAACAAGAGACUCCCUUACCAACAACCGUUCACCCAUUAUUCCCACACAUCGAACACGAUCGCACAACUUCUGCUCCUGAUCAGCUUAAUGCCACUGACAAAAUUGACCAUAAAAUCCCUGAACUACCAUCAUCUGCUCCAACAACAGAACAACCAACAACAUCACAAGCAAUCACAAAUGCACCAACAUCACACUACCAACCACCUGGCUAUGGACAAGUUCCACCCGCAUAUCCAUCAUAUGCCGAAGAUGAAUACACUGAUGAAGAUGAAACAGAAGUCUUUGGACCUGGUACAUGCCGAUAUGGUGGAAAAUUAUUCGUUUCAGCACAACAAAUACCACGUGAUGAUCCAUGUGAUUUCUGUUUCUGUUUCCGAAGUGAUAUUAUUUGCUUGCAACAAUCAUGCCCGCCACCAAUAUCGGGAUGUCAUGAGGAACCUAUAAGUGGAUUCUGUUGUCCACGUUAUGAGUGCCCGGUGUCAAUGGCAACAACACUUAAUAUAACAACAAGUACAACAACAACUAGCACAACGUUACCGCCUCAUUUCUUACAUCAUGCGUAUAGGGGAGCGGCAGCAAAGAAUGGAUGCCAUAUUAGUGGAAAGUCAUAUAAGGUGGGCGAUAAAAUCGACUCAGCCAGUGGACCAUGCAUGCACUGCACGUGUGGUGGCGACGGACAAAUGAAGUGUGAUCCCAAAACAUGCUCACCCGAGCCAAUGCUACGUCAAAUGAUUGCUGUUGUUGCGUCACGCCGAAGAUGAGGAACUAGCCAUUAAUUAUUUUAAUUUUUUUUUAGAAAACAAAGAAUAAUGCAGCAAUAUUAUAUUAAGGUGCCACAACACACAAUUAACACCGGUAUAAAAAACACAAAAAAGAAAAUGUAAUACUAAAUAUCUCAAUUCCAUAAUUAUAAGAAACUUAAUUUUUAAGAAUAAAAAAUGCAAACAACAAUAAUUAUUAAUUAAAUAAUAAUUGAUGAGAAUUGAAUUGAUUUAGAAACAAAAAAAAAAACGAAAAAAAAAAAACAUUUUAAAAUUUAUAAACGAAAAAAUGCAACCAACAACAAAAAAAAAACAAAAAAUAUUGAUUGAAUUAGAAUUUAGUUUAUUAAAUGUCAGAAGCAACCAGUGAUAUUGUGCUGUAUACAUAGUAUAGGUGCAAUUAAUUUAGCUCGCACUUACUUAUUACAAUUAAAAACAAAAAAAAUAAUAAAUGAAAACAAAAAAGAUUACUAUAAGUAUAAUAAUAAUAUUAAUUACAAUAAAUUAAAAAAUGUUAUUUUUGUAACGUGAUUUUUUGUUGCAAAUCUAAAAACAAUUUUUUAUUAAAUUGGCAAUCAAUAAAUUACGUUAUGAAUUUGAUUAAAUUUAUAAUUUAAACUAGAAUGUUAUUAAUUUUAAGUUUUUUUUUAUGUUUUUUUUUUAAUUUUUAUUUUUUUUUUUAUAAUUGUAAAUUGUUGCUUCUUCUUCUAGUCUUCUUUGUUUUGUUGUUAGAGCAACAAGUUCUUAAAAUACCUAAAGCAUUGUCUUCUUUCCUACUACGACCUAUAAAUUAUAAAUUAAAAAAAAAUGACUUUAGGAGAAGUUUUAAAUAAAAAAUAAAAAAUAUUGAAAACAAAAAAUUAAAAAAAAAAAAAAAAUUGUAGAAUAGAACGAAAAAAUAAAAAUAAAACUUUAAUUGUUUACGUGUAUCUAUUUAAUAAAUAGAUAUCCCUAAAUGAAAUUUAAUAAUUUGUUUAGUUGAAAAAAAACUAUAACUUAAUUAUAAGUGUAUUUAAAUUAAUAUUCAUAGUAAUUAAAAUAAAGAAUACAAGAUUUAGCAUACGCAUACAUAAUGCACAUCCUAUUGUUCGACUGAUUGAAAAUCCAAUGAUAGUUUUUUACUUUUUUACUAAAAUACACAUAAACACACUUAUUAAUAAAUAAUAAAAAAAAACGAAA
This is a messenger RNA of Episyrphus balteatus (marmalade hoverfly), 12736 nucleotides long. RefSeq names its product microtubule-associated protein futsch. NCBI's taxonomy places the organism in Eukaryota, Metazoa, Arthropoda, Insecta, Diptera, Syrphidae. Gene Ontology annotation, molecular function: protein binding. The coding region runs from base 686 to 11557 and encodes 3623 amino acids. The transcript is spliced from 7 exons. The record is from RefSeq and is a predicted model, not a curated record.